GCAUUUUUUUAAUUCAUAAAACCACAGCUGGUUUACAAGCAAUUCGUUCUCUUAUACCCUCUGUCUAUCAUCCUUAGUGAAAACUUCAGUUUCUCGCCCACUAUGACGAAUGCUCGUAAAUGUGUAAGCGUGUUUAUGGCAUUUAAUAGUGUUUUCAUAUGACUACUAGAUGGAGCUGUUUAAAAUAUUUUUUAAUUCACACAACUUGCCUUCUCUGCACACUUUCGAAAGCAUCUUUACUCACUUCGCCGUCAUCAAGCAGAAGAAACCGGCUUUUGUGUCUUAACAACCCCAUGCAUCAGCGCACGCAGUUUGGAGUAAUCUGUGUGUAUUCCUUUCCCCGUGACUUCUUUUGCCUUUAAUUUCAUUUUAAUAAUAUAUCAACACUCGAAAGGAUAUAUAUAUGUGUGUACGUUUAAACAGAAAGAGGAAGAGAGCUACAUAUAAUUAUACACACAUUCAAAUGUAAGCAAACAUCUUAAGUGCAGAGACCAAUUAAUAGCCACUAUGGAUGCAAAUGAAGUAAAUGUGUUGGCAUGUCAAGCCCUAGUGAAAGACAGUGAACCUAGUUUUGAGACGAAUAACCAAAUUUCAGAGAAAAUUGACUGCCCUUGGAAUCACCUUCUCUCCAAUAACAUAAUGAGUAAUGAUAUAUCAGAACAAAAAGAGCUCCCUGUUGUCAGGAACAAAACUAACAGCAUUCAGACAAAGACUUUAAAUCGAAUACGUCGCAAGUCUCUACAGUAUAAUAUUGAAGAUAAUCCACCAUUGCAUCUUACGUUUUUGUUUGGAAUACAGCAAGCACUAUUAUCCUUAUCUGGGAGUCUAACAGUGUCCCUUACAGUUGCUAAUUUAGUGUGUGCUCAGGCAGAUGAAGAUUUCAAAGCAAAACUUUUAUGUACAACAAUGCUAAUGUCUGGUUGUUGUAGCCUUCUGCAAACAGUUAUUGGCAUUAGAUUACCCCUUUACCAAGGACCUAGUAUAGAAUAUAUGAUUCCAUUGCUAGCACUUUCAACUCUGCCAGAAUGGAAAUGUCCAGAUUACAAAUCAAUGCUUAAUGCAACCAACCAAUCAGAUAUUGAAAGAGAUUAUGAUAGCACUCUACUCAAGGUUCAGCUGCUUGAAGGAAGUUUGAUGUUGGCAGGGAUUGUUCACUUCCUUAUAGGUGCUACUGGUGUUGUAGGAGUAAUGAUGAAGUUCAUUGGACCAGUCACUAUAAUUCCAGCAAUGUGUCUUGUUGGCAUGGUCCUCUUUAAAGUAGCUACAAAAUUCUCCGAAUCACAUUGGGGCAUUGCAUUAUCAACUGCUGUUUUUGCUGGAAUUUUAUGUCUAUACUGUGAUAAGCUAAAUUGCUAUAUACCCAGUUGGAAUAAACAAAAACACUGUCAUCUCAUGAACUAUCCUUUACACAAAGUGUUUGCAAUACUGUUUGCUAUAAUAUUUGGUUGGAUUCUAAGUGACAUCUUAACCAAAGCUGGAGUUUUGUCUAGUAAUCCCCAAAACUCACAGUACUUUGCUCGGACAGACAGCAGAUUUCAUGUUGUACAUUCUUCAUCCUGGUUUUAUUUCCCAUAUCCCGGUCAGUUUGGUCCACCUAGUUUCCUAGCGUCUGCAUUCGUUGGUUUUAUAAUAGCUACGAUGACAUCUAUCAUUGAUUCAAUUGGGGACUACUAUGCAUGUGCUCGAAUGUGUGGUCUCCCACCCCCUCCUAGCCAUGCUGUCAACCGUGGUAUCAUGAUUGAAGGGUUUGCCAGUUGUCUUGCAGGGGCCUUUGGGGCUGGACAUGGCACCAGCACCUACGGAGGAAACAUUGGAGCAAUUGGAAUAACAAAGGUUGGAAGCAGACGAGUAUUUCAAAUGGUUGGCGUCAUCUUCAUUCUAUUUGGAGUCCUUGGAAAACUUGGUGCAAUUUUUGUGAUAAUUCCUUACCCUGUACUUGGUGGAGUACAAAUUAUCAGUUUUGGUAUUUUUAUUGGUCUAGUACUCUCCAACAUGAUGUAUAUAGAUAUGAACUCAUCUCGCAACUUAGCUAUCAUCGGCAUCUCACUUUUGUUUGGUUUAAUGGUACCCUAUUAUGUUUCUAGCUCUAAAAAACCUUUUGAUACAGGUUACGUAGAAUUAAAUAACAUAUUACAAACAUUGCUAGGAAACGCUAAUUUUGUUGGUGGUGCCUUAGCUUGCUUCCUUGACAACACAGUUCCAGGCACACUGGAAGAAAGAGGCUUCAUCGCAUGGCAAGAAAUAACUGUAGAUGAAUCAAAUGAAGAAAAAGCUGAUUCAUAUGGACUACCAUUUAUUAAUACAACCAAUACGAAGUCUAAGAUAUUUCAGUACAUUCCAUUUCUCCCUGGCUAUGUAUCUCCUACCUUAAGCUGUAGAUCCCGUUGUUGCAAACACAAGAAAAAUGUUGACAUAAAUAUUGCUUAGUUAAAUAAUGAAUAACAUCUGACAUUGCUUGUUAAAUCUAAACUGUGACUUUGUUGAGAAAAUUUAAACAUUUACUCAGGAUGCAAGAUUAUUUAUCUGUAAUCUAAUUUAAUAUAAAAUGUUAUGCUGUAGGAAUAUAUUUUAAAGGACAUGCACACAUUAAAUGAGAAUUUAACCCAAAAUAAAUAGACAGAAAACUAGUAGUACUUUUGAAAACAAACAAUUACUUAGUUGACGUAGUUAAUCAUGUACACAUAAUUGUAUUUUAGAUUUAUUCUUAAUGCUA
This is a messenger RNA of Octopus sinensis (East Asian common octopus), 2713 nucleotides long. Its product is annotated as solute carrier family 23 member 1-like. Gene Ontology annotation, cellular component: membrane. The transcript is spliced from 14 exons. Bases 508 to 2427 code for a protein of 639 amino acids. NCBI's taxonomy places the organism in Eukaryota, Metazoa, Mollusca, Cephalopoda, Octopoda, Octopodidae. The record is from RefSeq and is a predicted model, not a curated record. Gene Ontology annotation, molecular function: transmembrane transporter activity. Gene Ontology annotation, biological process: transmembrane transport.